CCAGGCCACAGAUUAGAAACGAGAACGCUUGUAAAUACAGCUGGCUUACGCAAAUGUCACUGUAUAUAACAAAAAAAGAGUUAAAAUAACCCUCUAAACAACCCCAACAUUACCACAAACAACAACAAACCCCAACGCGUGUCAUGUAAAAUCCUUUACCAUGCAUCCCUUACAGCAUCCCCGGAGAGAAGAAAGUGUUUACAUCUUAAUUGAAAUACUCAUCAGUUUAAUUUAAUUUAGUUCAAUUAAAAUGUGAGUGGUGUAAUGGUGUGAUGGUGAUUAGUUAAUUGAAGAAGAAAAUUGUGGUGAUAAAUAUGGAAACGGAAAGUUGUGCUAAAUUUUCAAAUCAUGAUUGCUAUAAUAGAUUAGUGGAUUAUUUUGUGAUAUGCGGGCUUGAUAUUGAAGCUGGACUCGAACCUGACAGAUAUUUUGGUGAUAAGUUGCAUUGUUCUCCUUUGGAAAGAUCUUAUAAAAGUGCAGUCCUUGCACAUUAUCCUGAAAGUGUAUCAUGGAAUCCUUUCGAUCCUCAUGCAGUCUGCAUGCUUUCUCUUCCUCUGGGUCUCCAAUUCAAAACCCAGAAAAACUGUUUGGAACCAAGGUUCCAUGGGUUCCUGAUGACCAAGGAAGAUGGAAAGAGGUGCUAUGGAUUUUCUUUGGUUUUCUACGAAGAAGUACGAUAUAGGAACAUUUGUAAUGCCAUGCACACCCUACAGGCGAUGCAUCUAACCGAAUUAUCCAGUGGCCAAGGUAUAGUGCGCCCUAAAGGGCCCCACUCAAGAUCACUGCCCCGUCAUUUGAAAUUGAUGUCACCACACUCCGGCUCUGCCUUGACUUACUAUGAUGUUGCCAAAGAUAAAUUAUUCGUUUCCAAAAGCAUUGUGAUACUUACCCAAGAAUGCUACUCUUAUGUAGCUGAAAUAUUCCUCACCAACUUGUACAAAUCUUUACCACGUCAACCUGGUCCAGGUCUGUCUCCAGAGGCGUACAUAUAUAAUUUACUCUAUGAUGCAGCACCACCACAUCCUGGAAAAUCCGUAAGACUUUUUCUACCGCCUCCAAAUCCAUCAGGAGCACCUUUGGCUGCUGUUAUGCAGAAACCUGGUUUAAACGAGUUACCACCUUUGCAUUAUCCUUUAAGGACUUUGUUUAAGUUGCUGGGGGUUGAAAAUGUUGUUCAGCUGUUCACGUGUUUGUUGCUCGAGAACCAAGUUCUCUUAAGAUCCAGUGAUUGUCAACGUCUGAUGGUAGUCGCAGAAUGCAUCACAGGUUUACUAUUUCCAUUCGCCUGGCCUCAUGUUUACGUACCUGUUUUACCUGCCUCGUUACAUCACUUUCUGGACGCACCUGUACCAUUUGUAAUGGGUUUGCAUGCAGAAGCUGAUUCUAUACUGAAAAUUGGUUCAGAAGCUGCCUUGUGUUUCGUAGAUAUAGACAAACCUUUACUCCAACUUCCUGAAGAAAUUCCAGUGUUUCCACACAGAAACGCGUUUAUCCAGGAACUCCAAGCUGUCUUGGAUAAACACCAGGUUGUUUGCCAUCAGGAUGAGGUUGUCACUAAUCAGCAAACUGUUGUUCAGAACCAGUUUGCUGGUGGUAAUGCUAAAGUUGAUGUUAUGACUGCCAGUUGUACUUUACCGUCAGGUAUGCAUCUAAGGCGUAAACAUUCUCUGCACGAUGUCUUGGAUUGGGACAGACCCAAUUCACCAGAUGUCGAGAACCAGAAACCUCCAAAACAUGAUGGGAAAUUUGGACCGAGGUCUGAAGCUUUGCAGAGGGUUAGACGAACAGGUGAUGUAGAUUGUGCAGUUCUUCCGUCAUCACCCAAAGGACCUCUACCACCGAUGGAACAAUAUUGUGAAGACAUGAGAUUAAACAAUGCUAUACGUGAAAUAUUUUUGAACAGAUUUGUACAAAUGUUUGCAGCUUACGAGCACUUUGUGAUAUAUCCUCAAAAUACUGAGGAACAAGGAUCUCCAAACUCAUCCCUGCACAGUUUCGACAAAGCGUCAUUCUUAUCCGACCAGCCUUUACUACACAGACAAUUCUUAUCGAGGUUUUUGGAAAGUCAAAUGUUUGCUUCGCUUAUCGAUCACAAAGCCCAACCUUCAUCAGAUCACCCACAUCCUAGUCUGGGAGUCUUCGAACACAGACUGAACCUCUUAAAGAAACGUUACGGUGGAGACAGUUUGUCCAGGAGUCCCAAUUACGAGCCUUGUACUUGUUCAAGGGAGUCCCAAAGGGCUCUCGAUAGAAGGUUGGCAAGUGCUGAUUUUGAGGCACCACCUCCGAGGGAAUUGCUACCAAAUAGACCAGCUUAUUUCAGGUCUUUUCCUUUGCUGGACAAAAGUGUACUCAACCAGGACAGGACGAAAAGGAUGCUCUUAGAGAAAUUAGGACCAGAAGCAGGAACUUUGGGUCUAAGCAAUGGAGGUCUCGGAGGCGUCGAAGAAAGCACCCUUGUUUCAUCCCUUUGUGACCUUCUGGAAAGGAUUUGGUCACACGGAUUGCAGGAUAAAAAGGGCAAAUCUGCCCUCUGGGUGCACCUUACAAGUUAUCAAGAAUUGCAAAAGGGUGAUGAUCUCAAAUCUACUGACCCGAAUUUUUUAACACCUGGAUUGUCUUGGUGUGUUUUGAAAAAGCGAUUGGAUUAUUUAUCCACGAUGACCAUCGAAGACGCCUCGACGAGUACAAAAGACAGUCCCAGGGACGAAACCAAAAAUUUAACAGAAAAACAACUAAAACCUUUACCAGAAUCUCUAAUAUUCGAUAUAAGGAAUAUCCAAGCAAUGACAGACAUAAAGACCCACAUAGGUUACGCAAGAGCAUGGGUCAGAUUAUCCUUAGAAAAAAAGUUGUUGUCGAGACAUUUAAGGACUCUGUUAUCCCAAGGAUUGCUCCUAAAAACUCUGUACAGACGUUGUGCUUUUUUGAGAUGCGAAGACGAACGGGAACAAUUUUUGUACCACUUGCUAACACUGAACGCCGUGGAUUAUUUUUGUUUUACCAAUACGUACCCCACAACGACUUUACCCUAUCGUGUGAUAAUUUUUCCUUCGAGGAAGUCUAGUGCAGCGAGCAGCACCACUGCCAAUUGUUACAUCGUGAUCUCGGGGACAAUUUCUGAAACCCAACACAUCCCCAUACCUAAAGGCUCUCUAGAAUUCGUAUUUAAUCAUAAAAAUCUGGGAAUUUUGACGACUUUGAGGAUAGGUCAUGAUAGCACAGGUUUAUCGGCCAAUUGGAAAGUUGAGAAUGUUCUUGUACGAAACGAAGUUACUGGACAUUCUUAUAAGUUUCCCUGUGGUCGCUGGCUAGGACGAGGCAUAGACGACGGUUCCACCGAACGUCUCCUGGUAGGAACCCUGGUGCCUUCGACGGUGCCAUCUAAGGACCUCGUGGUCGCCUGCAGCACGCCUCCGAGGUCAAGGUCACCUUGUGCAGCAGGAGGAAGCACCGUCUUGAAACCGUCCGACAUUCAAACCAUGAUAAGUGAUUGCGUGAACGUUUUAGUAAAAUGGCACUACAAACCCAGUCGGCACAGAGAUGUUAGUACUUUAACAACACUUUUGUGCGGAGAAAACGGUCUGGUCAAAUCUUUGCAGCAGGCGUUCCUGUUCGGUUUUCGUUCGUCCAGGCUUUUUGGACGCAACUUGUAUUUAUGGGAUUAUUUUGUUCGUGUUAAAGAAGAAUUCGAAGCGAAUCUAGUCGAAGAUUCUUUGGCGGCAGUUCGUGGUUCGGCGACUCCUCAGAACCAACAAGAAGUGGCGGCCGUUUGGAGGUGCUACUGCCAUUUGGUGGACGAGAUACAGAACGCAUCACAUUGCCAUUCUUUGGGCAAAGAUGGGAAGUUCCAGCUUUUUAUUUGUCUCAGUCUGAGGGAGCAUUUACUCCACAGAAUGUUGCAACCGAUGGCUGCAACCAAAUUAACAGCAGAAAUGUACGAAGAGCAGUCUUUCCUACGUCGAAGAGGCCUUCUAACAUUUUUUAGACAAAUUUUGGAGCCUUUAGACGAGUUUCAUAUUGUUUUGGAAAACUCUAUAACCCAAGGUAUACCUUCACAUUGUUAA
Ctenocephalides felis (cat flea) is the source of this 4067-nucleotide messenger RNA. Its product is annotated as DENN domain-containing protein 5A-like. The transcript is spliced from 22 exons. The record is from RefSeq and is a predicted model, not a curated record. Gene Ontology annotation, molecular function: guanyl-nucleotide exchange factor activity; small GTPase binding. NCBI's taxonomy places the organism in Eukaryota, Metazoa, Arthropoda, Insecta, Siphonaptera, Pulicidae. Bases 315 to 4067 code for a protein of 1250 amino acids.